AUGCAGGCAUCGCAACAGAAGCAUCCACGACAGAGGGCCGUGCAAGAGUCCGUGCGGCGCUGCCGAUGCCAGUUUUCUGCAAAGUCUGGGGAGCACCGCCCUCGCCUCUUCAGCAAAAGUGGAGAUCCUUCAAAACGGCCCCGGAGAGUUUCCCUCUGUGUGUUCGAAAGCGAUCGAUUCUGCAAGGAGGGACGUGUGAGGUGCAAAGGGCAUGCGACCCUCAUCCAGCAGAGGCCCGUCCAAGCAGACCAGCCGGAACGUCCACAUGGCGCGCCGAGAAAGGAGAAGGAAGUUUUGGAAGCCGCGGAACCGCAGUCCCUAGUCGCCGGCGGUUUGGGACCAUCUGCAAGGCCACAUUCUUCCUGCCUGCGCUCUCCAAACUAUAGUUUCCGGCGUUCGUUGGGGGGGAGAAGCCAUGGCGGUUGUCCAACUGGUGGGUAUUUUUGCACCCUAGAUGUGCCAGGAAGAACCCAGAUGACAUUUUGA
Molecule: messenger RNA, 486 nt
Organism: Podarcis lilfordi (Lilford's wall lizard)
Lineage: Eukaryota; Metazoa; Chordata; Lepidosauria; Squamata; Lacertidae
Source: the annotation of a GenBank genome assembly